Molecule: messenger RNA, 2049 nt
Organism: Macadamia integrifolia
Lineage: Eukaryota; Viridiplantae; Streptophyta; Magnoliopsida; Proteales; Proteaceae
Exons: 5
Coding region: 1-2049 (682 amino acids)
Biological process (GO): DNA integration
Molecular function (GO): nucleic acid binding; RNA-DNA hybrid ribonuclease activity
Source: RefSeq, a predicted model, not a curated record
AUGGAGGAAGUCCUGGCAGCCCGAGGAAUAGCUAACAGGGGUGAUCAGGCAGAGAAGGAGAAGAAAAGUGCUCUGAGACAUAGAGAUGACUCUCGUGAGCCGAAGAAAAACAUAACAGGUCGGCCUCUGGACACAGCUGAACUUGAGCGAUAUGAACUUGAUCCUGCUAAAAGGAGGAAAAGGCCAAAGCAAUUUCGCUGGACAGAAGAAUGCGAAGCAGCUUUCGAGGAGAUCAAGGCCUGCCUAGCCUGGCCCCCUCUGCUGAGCCAACCUGAGCCUGGGGAAGAACUACAUCUUUAUCUCGCUACCUCAGCCGUGGCCGUCAGUGCAGUCCUUGUCAGAGAAGAGGCAAAGACCCAGAGGCCCAUCUACUAUGUGAGUCAUGUGCUCCUGGAAGCAGAGACAAGGUACUGGAAGAUUAAGAAGCUUGCACUGGCACUGGUCAUGACAGCCAGAAAGCUGAGGCCCUACUUCCAAGCACAUGCCAUUGCUGUACUAACUGAUCAACCACUGAGAAAGUCACUUCAUAGCCCCAGCGUAGCGGGACGUAUAGUAAGUUGGGCUGUCGAGUUGAGUGAGCACCAUAUUGAAUUCCGACCAAGAAGCGCGAUCAAGGGCCAAGCGCUGGCUGACUUUUUGGUAGAAUGUACCCAAGCCAAAGAAGCGGGAGAACCUGAGCCCGACCCGAACAGAAAAUGGGUGCUCUUUGUUGAUGGAUCUAACACAACAGCACGGAGCGGCGCUGGGCUUGUGAUGAAAAGCCCUGAAGAGUUCACGAUACAUUAUGCCCUUAGGUUUGCAUUUCCCAUAACGAACAAUGAAGCAGAGUAUGAAGCGCUGAUUGCAGGAAUCAAACUGGAAAAGGCGGUGAUGACAGACGACCUGGUCGCUCAUAGUGACUCCCAAUUAAUCGUGAACCAAGUCAAUGGCCAAUACGAGGCCAAAGAAGAAAGAAUGGCCAUGUAUUUGAAGGAAGUACGCCAUCUGGUGACCAGCUUUGGCACGUUCGCGAUGGUACAGAUCCCGCGGCAAGAAAAUGCUUUGGCAGAUGCCCUCUCCAAACUAGCUACAGCAGACUUCGCUGACUGCACAAGCUCUGUAUAUUUUGAAGUGUUAAACCAACCAAGCUAUGAAAAAGAAUUGCUGUGCAGCAUUACUCAAAGGGCCGAGCCGAGCAGGAUGGAUCCCAUCGUGGUCUAUUUACGUGAUGGGCAUCUCCCGGGAGAUCAAGCGAAAGCAAGGGCAGUCAAGAGGAGAGCAGCCACACACACCCUUCAGGGUGGAGUGCUUUACAAAACGGUGAUAUCCUGGCCCCCGCUGAAGUGCUUGCCGUUGAGCCAAGCUGAGGAGACACUUCGUGAAGUCCACGAGGGGAUUUGUAGGGGACACAUCAGGGGUAGAGCACUGGCCUACAAGGUACUAUGCCAAGGAUUCUACUGGCCAAACAUGCAAAGAGAUGCAAUGAAGUUCGUGCAGUGGUGCUUCAAGUGUCAGGCACGUCCCCUGGCCAGAAUCACAGAGCAGGCAGUAGAGAAGUUCGUUAGGGACGACGUCAUAUUUCGCUAUGGUGUUCCAAAGGUGUUGGUCACGGAUAAUGGUCGACAAUUCGACAAUCGAAAAUUCAGGCACUUCUGCAGCAACUUCAAUAUUGAUUUCCGAAACACCAUUGUAGCACACCCGCAAUCGAAUGCUCGGACACCCACAGGAGAGACACCGUUUCGACUUGCAUACGGAACUGAAGCGUUAACCCCUGUGGAGGUAACCCAAGCCUUGUUCCGAUCAGCAGUGUUUGAAGCCUCACAGAAUGAAGUCGGGCUCCAAGCAAACGUCGACUUCAUAGAUGGAGUUCGGGAAGAAGCACUUAUUCGAAAUGAAACCUACAAACAGAAAGUCCGACAAUACCACAACAGGAGGGUCAAGCCACGGGGAUUCGUAGUUGGGGACUUGGUGCUGAGAAAAGCAGUAGCGACGGACCCAAGAAGUGAAGGCAAGCUCAGCGCGAACUGGGAAGGCCCUUACAUAGUCUCCAAAGUGAAUUUGCACUAUUGA